CAAACCCUAAAUUUGAUGUGCCAAGUCCGCACUUCCUUUAGUUUGGAGUCUCACGCUAUGCUACAAGUAUUAAAGAUUACUGUGACGAUGUAUCCCAGCAUUGCCAAUCGCAGUGGGAAGGCCCUUUCAUGGAAGUGGUAUUGCAUGCAAUCUGGACAAGUCAGAUCAAGCCAUAGAGAGGCCAUAGAGGACGUUGCAUGCAGUGCUGCAAGGAUUGGCGCCGCAUCAAACACUGUGAUGCUGGCAUUGCACCGUUUUGAAAAGAAGGUGGUAGAACUGUGCAGGGUCCCUGCUGUGAAUGCGACAGGGGGGCAGUGGCAUGUUGAUCACUUGCGAAGUUGGAAAUUGAUUAUAUUGGAGCAAAGUGAGUGGCAAAACGAGUGGCUGCAAUCAUAUACAGCAAAUUACAGCCAACCAACCUCUGAAGGUUUGAAUUUCCAGCAGAGACUGAAUCUUCGGAGAGCGUGAUUGGGACAUGGCGCCCCAUGCUGAUAAUGCGAGCAGAACAACCAAUGCAGAUAAGAUCGAUGAGGUGUCUCGUAACGCCACAUGGAGGGAGCACCUCAAGAAGGAGCUGAAGAGGCCCACCGUUGUGGCCGACUAUCAUCUCCCAGACCCUAGACUAAUUGAGACGCUAACAGACAAGCCCAACCGGGUGAAUCCCCACAUCAAAAUAACGGCGGAGGACUUUGAGAACGCGACGAGCCGGCUGGCCUCCAUGUGUACGCUCAAGGACGACCACCUGCUGCCGUCCGAAAAGUACGAGCUGCCGCAGACGUCCGCACAGGAGUACGGCUGGGUCACUAAGCCGCUGCUGGAGCGGAACAUGAUGUUCAGCUACCCCCGGCGGACCAACGAGAUUAUGGAGUACGCGGCGCACUAUCACGCGAUGACCGGGGCCGGCCAGCACGCAAAGAAGCAGGGGCAAACGCAGUCCAUGAAGCACACGUCUGCGAAGUCCCCGGCGGCAUAACUCAGUCAAGACCACUAAUUAAAUUCAGCAGCCUUUUAGUUCCUAGACCCGUUACAUGAUGUAUAUUUUUGACCAUUCGUGAUACGGUGCUUAUGCUUGUAUGCAAUUCCAAUGGACCUGUAUGCGAUGUAGGUGUAGUCGUUCAGCGGGGUGGUCUUACUCCCCCACCGGGAGAACUUUCUUUGUUGUGCGCCAGGAACAGUUUCGAGAGUUCCGUCGUGUAAUGAUAUCCAGCGCGUGAACACCGGAAAUCUGGUUGGAUGUGGUAUGGCAUCCGAAGUCCAAGGUUUGGACUCGAGUCCG
Molecule: messenger RNA, 1276 nt
Organism: Klebsormidium nitens
Lineage: Eukaryota; Viridiplantae; Streptophyta; Klebsormidiophyceae; Klebsormidiales; Klebsormidiaceae
Source: the annotation of a GenBank genome assembly